CGGAUCCAAUUUUAUUGCACAAAAAGAAAAAAAAUAUCUUUUAUUUUCUCUCUCAACAAAAUUUAAAACGAAUAUCCAAGAAAAAACAGCUAACAGACGAGGAAGAUCUGUAAAAGUCGGCGAUUCUUUUUAGGAACAAGAACAAAAAGGGGAAGAAGAAAGAAAUGGCAAGAGCAGGGGGAAUAACGAACGCCGUAAACGUAGGGAUAGCGGUGCAAGCCGAUUGGGGGAAUCGCGAAUUCAUCUCUCACGUUUCCCUCAAUGUUCGUCGCCUCUUCGAAUUUCUCCUCCAAUUCGAGGCUACAACGAAGAGCAAAUUGGCGUCAUUGAACGAGAAACUGGAUACCCUGGAACGUCGUUUGGAGCUUCUUGAAGUUCAAGUGGGAACUGCUUCCGCUAAUCCUUCUCUUUUCAGUAUGUAAUUUGUAUUUCAAUUGUAUUGUUUCCAUGUCUUUGUCGUGAUUCUGUUCCCACUAAAGUUUUCGAAAACAAAGUCCUUUUUUGUCUAUAAUAUAUUAACAAGUGAAUUUUUGCUUGUCGUGUUUGUAAGACAUUAUCUGCUGUUUGAAAAUUUCAGUGAAUCAUCUUUGCCUUUGUCUCUUUCAA
Messenger RNA from Theobroma umbraticum, 606 nucleotides. RefSeq names its product BRICK1 (gene BRK1). NCBI's taxonomy places the organism in Eukaryota, Viridiplantae, Streptophyta, Magnoliopsida, Malvales, Malvaceae. The record is from RefSeq and is a predicted model, not a curated record. Gene Ontology annotation, biological process: cell motility; actin filament organization; regulation of actin polymerization or depolymerization. Gene Ontology annotation, molecular function: protein-containing complex binding. Gene Ontology annotation, cellular component: SCAR complex.